ACUUUUCCCACAUUAUGGAUGAACAUAGGCAUUACCCUUUUUUAAUGUUGAACAUAAAUUUGACACUAUUUUAUGAAGUUGAUCUCAGCUGGGCUAUCCUCAACCUCAACCGCGAAUCUGGAAAUUUUCUGGGCGGAUGCUAAGAUUUCUCAAAUUCGGAUAGAGCAGGAUGUUGCGACCAUAAUCCAAGCUUGGAGGGAUCAUAUAUGUGCAUUAGGCCAUGGUUUCCCUCCUUAAAUGUCAUAAUUUCAUUUGCCGGGUCAGAGGCAAUAAGGACAUGCCAUUACGAACAUGGUUUGGUUGCGACAAUUCAGAGCUCUGGGGUCAAGUUUUGCUAAAUUCGUUGAAGUCUUAUAGAUUUGCUAUGCAGUCAAUCCCUUGCAUACUCUAAUUCGUUUUCUAUAGAAAUAAUAUUCAGAACACAAUGGGUUUACGUGGCACUGUUCCAUUGGCAAAUGGUUUCAACUGCAAUGAACAAGUUCAGGUCCCUGGGUCAUUUGCUUCAGUUCAUUUAUGCUAUGGCUACUCGGUAAAUAGUAUGCUUGCCAAACCUAGUUUUGCAUCAUGCUCUCAAGUUCACAUGUCAUUCAAAUCAAAGAAGUCAAUGUGUUGGAAUACGACUCGGUCAAGUAACCCUUGUUCUCCAGGGCUGAGAUGUCAAAUUCACCCUAUGGCUGCCCUUAAAAAAGAAACAGUUUGGCAAGUUUUUCAUCAUUGUCUCCAUAUUAGUGGGAUAGAAAGAAGGAGAAUUUUGAGCGUUUGUGCUUCCAUAGCAGAGUCUUCAAUAAAAGGUCUGGGCACAGAGGAAAUUCCAGUAGAAAGUGGCAAAGAGGAUAAUGCUUAUGAAGACCCUUUGCCAUAUGGAUUAUAUCCAUAUUUAAUGCCAAAACAUGUAGCUAUUAUAAUGGAUGGAAACUCUAGGUGGGCUGAGCAGAGAGGGUUGCCAUCUACUGAAGGGCAUCGAGCAGGUAGGAUAGCACUAACUGAAGCUGUCAAACUAUCCUGCAAGUGGGGCAUCGAGAUUCUCACUGUAUUUGCCUUUUCAACAGAUAACUGGCUUCGACCAAAGACAGAGGUUAGGUAUCUGAUGGACUUAUUUCAGUUUGUCUUAGAAGAUGAAUUGGAAACCUUAAAGAGAGAAAAUAUUCGUUUGUGUGUGAUUGGAGACUUAGCUGUUCUAACAAAGUCCUUGCAAACAUCAAUUGUAGAAGUAGAAGAGAUGACAAAGAAUAAUUCUCGUCUAAAUCUUAUUAUUGCUCUAAGUUACAGUGGUCGAAAUGACAUAGUACAAGCCUGUCGGCGACUUGCUAGACAAGUAGAGGAUGGCAAUCUCAAGUCCACUGAUAUUACAGAAUCGCUGUUUGAGAAAGAAUUGGAAACAAGCUGUGUGGGAGAUUUUGGGAGCCCUGAUUUGCUAAUCCGUACAAGUGGUGAGCAGAGGCUCAGUAAUUUCUUACUAUGGCAAUUGGCAUAUACUGAACUCUAUUUUGAUGAUUCUUUCUGGCCUGAAUUUGGAGAAGCUCAAUACGCUGAAGCUUUACGCUCUUUUCAGCGUCGACAUAGACGAUUUGGGAAGCGUGUUUGUAACAAAACAAAUGGCACUAUAAAUUUCUAAUAUAUCAUGCAAUCUUAGGUUUGUAUAAUUAGAUUUCAUUCUUUGCUUUUGGAAUGAGCAGUAUUAUUUGAAUGCCAUACGAAAUCUUCAAUCCUUUUUGUGCAUUCUACAAGGUGUUAAGUGUUAACAAAGAUUCAAAGUUUCAAACUAUUCUUCGUCUUUGUCAAUUACAACUUUCUGCAUAAACAUUUCCUACAUAUUGUUAUUGUGUAAUGAUUUUACAUUUUUAUUAGCUUUUGAGGAAGGAAUAUUUGUCCAUACA
This is a messenger RNA of Cryptomeria japonica (Japanese cedar), 1877 nucleotides long. RefSeq names its product dehydrodolichyl diphosphate synthase 2. Gene Ontology annotation, biological process: polyprenol biosynthetic process. The record is from RefSeq and is a predicted model, not a curated record. The coding region runs from base 425 to 1615 and encodes 396 amino acids. NCBI's taxonomy places the organism in Eukaryota, Viridiplantae, Streptophyta, Pinopsida, Cupressales, Cupressaceae. The transcript has 4 exons.